Messenger RNA from Microthlaspi erraticum, 312 nucleotides. The record is from the annotation of a GenBank genome assembly. NCBI's taxonomy places the organism in Eukaryota, Viridiplantae, Streptophyta, Magnoliopsida, Brassicales, Brassicaceae.
AUGUUUAGAAGAUGCAUACCUGAGGAAGAAGUAGAAGGAAUAUUGUUUGCUUGUCAUAGUUCUAGCUAUGCAGGGCACUUUGCCACUUACAAGACAGUAUCCAAAGGUCUACAAGCUGGAUUUUGGUGGCCAACUAUGUUUAAGGAUGCUCAUGCAUUCAUAUCAAGAUGUGAUGCUUGCCAAAGAAUGGGAAAUAUAAGCAAGAGGAAUGAGAUGCCGCAGAACUUUAUACUAGAAGUUGAAGUUUUUGAUGUUUGGGGCAUUGACUUUAUGGGACCUUCCCAACCUCUUUUGGUGACCAAUACAUUCUAG